UCGGAGUUACGUCGGGUGUUGAAAGAUAUGUACGUGCUAUACGGUGGGAUCCGGUUGCCCUUUUCCGCGAUCUACUUCGUGUGAUCCCUUGAGUCUCCGGACGGUAAUUAUAGUGCCGUGCGCGUGUGAUUAUUACAAGUGUCUCAGUCGACGGAUCGGAUUCCAGAUCAAGUGCUACAUGAAAGUGUUUGCGAAGUUGGCGUUAAUUACUGCGUUCUGAAGAAACUGGGCCAAGUGUGAGUUUCGUUUCGUGGUGGAAAGCAUACAUGAAGACACCGGUGUUUUUGUUUUUGACCGUGAAUCGAGUUCAAUAGCGUUAAAUCGAAGCAGUACUCGUGCGGUACACAAAAGUGCUGGAAGCAACAGUGAAAAGUGGAUAGGAUAAAAGAAAAUAAAAACGAGCGCAACUGGCAGAGGUGGGAAAUUAUCGGUUCAUUUAUCGUGAUUAUAACCGGGGCGCGCGAUAUAUUGAGACGGCCACCGGUCGACCAACCGUCCGCCCGCCGCAAGUAGUCUUUAUCGGAGAAGACAAAGUGCAUUGCAGAAGAAGAAGAAGAAGAAUCCAACGAUAACCGUUGGCCAGUGUUUUCGUACGGCUAGUUUCGCGUUUCAUGUGUUUGAACAACCGAACGAAGCUCAGUCGCGUUUAUGUGUUCGCGAUUAAAUCGCAAGUUUCGCCCGCCGUGUGCCGGCGUUUGCCGUAUGCCCUGUGGUUGGAGAUUCCCAGGAAAUCUAUAGUCGAUUAACGCCGGUUUUAACACUAACUUGCACCGGUCAGCAGGAUCCCCACUUGGGUGUGCGUUCGCUGCGCUGAUUUUGGGUUUCGAUAAUUAUAAUAAAUAGGAGGGAGGUCGACUUCGCGGAAAACGCUGUCCCAGAGUAGGUUCUUGAAUAAAAACAAACCAAGGAUGAUGAUGGUUCGGUGUGCCUUCGUGAUUGUUUCGUUUAAUUCUGAGGAAGAAAGUGAUUAGAGAAUCAAAAAGUUGUGUAAACAGAGGUGCAGCAAAAAAGCUAGCAACCCUCAAGGUUUGUUUUAACAAGCGGAAAGAAAAAAAAAACAAAGGAUUAAGGAGAGUUAAAAGUCGACGGUGGAGUGUGAUUUUGCUUGUCUUCGACGGCAUCGUGAAAAAAAAGGAUACACAUUGAAACGAGAGCGUGUCUUCUGGUGCUAGUGUGCAUGUGUUCUGUUCGUGCUUUCUAACGGAAUCGAGUGAACAUAAAGAGGAAGUGAAAAUCCGAGUGUUCUACCGGUCGGUCGUGGGAACAACAACGACGAUGAGCAAACAUUUUAAUUUAAGGCCAUCAAAAGGAUAAAACGACGAAGCUCCGACUAAGGAACGAAAUCAACCUGUCGGUCGCUUGAAGAACAAUCACGACUCUUCAGAUCCGUGAGUGCAGAUAAAGAAAAAGUGAAUGUACUACAAUUCUACGUCGUCAAAACAGAUUUCAACAAACAACAGGCAACAGGUAUCACCUGGUCCUUCAUCCAAUGCCAAUAAGAGAGAGAGAGAAUGAAAAAACACUUCUCCGCUUACUACCUGGAGGCGCACUGCUAACGCUCGCCUGCGAUGAUACGAUGCUGCUGGUGGUGAUUGUGUAACGAGGGUGAAACGACAACAGCAACAGCAACAGCAACAGAGCUUCGCUUUCGACCAUCCUUCGCUGUCGGUUCAGUCUUCGGCGCGAAUGCGAUGCAAUCGGUCGGGUCCGGGAGUGAGCGUAAGUGCAGCAGAGGAAGCAAGUCUGGCCGUGCGACAGCGACUACGACAACGGCUACGGCGCGGCAAACACGACAUCUCGGCAGCGACGGUACGGUUCGGAGUGUAAUAUGUUACGGCGUGUCCUGGCGUAGGUAGACGUACGACUAUUUUUACGGCCGGAAGUGCCGUUGUGUGUCGGUGGAAAAUUUAUAAGAGUGCUGUUUCAAUUUGUGAGCGAAUGAAGCGAAUGGAUGUGAAGUGAAAAUCCCCAGUUUUUUUUAUUAUUGUCAACGACGGGAUAGGGGGGAAAACGUGUCGCAGCUUCCCCGCGCCGUAUGAGGACGGGUGCUUGCAGUAACUAGUGAAAAGCGGAAGAAAAGUGGUCUGUUUUGUGUGGAGCCGGUUGGAUGAAUAGUUUCGUGUGUCAGAGCCGGUCUCCUUUCAGAAGGCAAUUUUCCGCGCUAACCGGUCGGGUUUAAUGUUGUUGUGACCCAUAGAGUGUGGUAAAGUGUGGGAACCGGGGUUUCCUCUCAAUUUCAUCAAUGUUCUCAGCUUGUACCAUUACCGAGAGAAGAAGGAGUGUAAAAGUCAGUGCUUCGUUUGAUGGUGUUGUGUAGAGGAAGGGAGUGAAGAAUAGCGAGUGUAAUUAAAAAUUUAUUGAAAAAAAAUCUUAAUUAGAGAACACCAGAGGUGGAAGUGUGUAACAAGAAGAAUUAUUUGCCAGAGUGGUUCGAGAAAGCGAAAACCUAGAAGGACGACGGUUCGUGGAUGCUGUUGAGGAUUACGAGAUUGUUACACCGGAGUAACGUCGUUUGUAUCAGCGAAAGCAGCCACAGAAGCCGGAACAAAACAAUUGUUUCUUUCCCGCCAACGUCACCAUUGUCAAUGGAACCACGGUGACUGCCACCCGUCAAGAUUUUUCCUCCUGUCGUACCGUGGUACCACAAAGCCGCAAUCCUUCCAGCCACAGGAGCACCACAUCGACGGUACAGCGAUUACGUUAGCUGUGGUGGUUGAACCAUUCAUUAUUGUUCCACACUCUGAUGUAUUGUUACAGUAAAGAACCGAGAUUGUGUUCCGUACAUACACGUGCACAUAACUCUUUCCCUGGGACGGUGUAUCCUGUUUUUUCACCGUUCCGUUCAACAGUUCCUUUGCAAGCCACAAACACACACAUACACAUCCGCGUGGAAAAGCGACUUCCAAUGACUGCAUGAAGCUAACCGACUCUGCCAGCGAGCAAGGAGACGACAGACCUUAAACCUUUAUUCAGAUCCAGAAGCGUGGAAGGAAAGGCAGAUAACAUGAGCAUAAAUAAAGUAACGCUGUUUCAAUUAUUUAUUAUCGUGCUCUCAGUUGCAGCCGUAAUUGGCUCGAAAGUGAAUAAAGAGCGCCAGUUGAGACAGCAACAGCAAAAGUUCCUGGGUGGUGGUGAUUCCACGUCGGCCACCAACGGUGGAGACAAAGGUCACCAAAGUAGUAGUGCCGAUGAGAACCCUAUCGAUUUCGGGUACAUAUCGGAUUCUCAGGGACUUCCGACCAAAUUUGGCGACGAGGACGAUGUGGUGUUUGCAAGGAAGCAAAAUGAGAGCGGAGCCACUCACCCGUUUGUUUCGGGAGCCGCUAGUAGUGGCGCUGAAAACGGGCAAAGCCCUGCGAUUGGCAAUGUAAAGCCUCUGCUAGGUCAUGGUAGUGAUUACGAUUAUGAUUACGAGGAGGAACUGGACCAUCCAGAUGACAAUGAUAGUCGUGAUAAGGAUAAUAGUGGCAGUAAUCGUAACCACGAUUUGGGAGAUUACACCGACGGGUUCGACGUGGAUGCGAUAGAUCAAAUUGAAAGUUUUGGUGAGGGAAGUGAUACGACCAGUUCGCUUCCGGUGUUUCUAGUCGAACCACAGAACACUUAUGUGAUAAAGAAUCGACCGGCGGUGCUGCAGUGCAAAGCAUCGCACGCCUUUCAGAUCUCGUUCAAGUGCAGCGGUGGCAACAAGCCCCCACUGACGACGCUGGAGACGCACGUGGACCCCCAUACCGGGGUUCAGCUGCAGGAAGCCACCACCACCAUCACCCGCGAGCUGGUCGACGAGUUCUUCGGUCGGGGUCCGUUCAAGUGCGACUGCCACGCCAGAUCGUCGCGAGGUGUCGUUCGGACCCAGCCGGCCACCAUCCAAGUCGCAUAUAUCAAGAGGCAGAUCAGCAUCACGCCGAAGUCGGUCCGCGUCGAGCUGGGUGGUCGGGCGGAGAUCAUUUGCAGCGUGAACGCCACCCCGGUCGCCAAGAUCAGCUGGCACAAAAAUGGCAUCCCUCUGGUCGCCAAUCCGCCGGUUGUGAUCACCGUCGAGGACAAAGUACUGAUCGCCCACGUGACGAUGCAGGACAUGGCCAAUUAUACAUGUGUAGCGGAGAACAUUGCCGGCAAGCGUGUUUCGGAUCCCGUCAGUCUCACUGUCUACGUUGACGGAGACUGGAGCUCCUGGGGACCUUGGACCGACUGCAAAUGUCCAGGCCAUCCGAAGCAAGGUCAGAAGCGAUCUCGGGUGUGCAACAAUCCGCUGCCACUGAACAGUGGUGCCCCCUGCGUUGGCCACAACACAGAAACCACUCCGGACUGUCUGCCCUGCACAGCCGGCCGUUGGUCGUCCUGGUCCGAGUGGAGUGAAUGUGCCCCGGACUGUACCCAUACGCGUCAUCGGUCCUGCAUCGGCGGGCCCAUCGUUGCCUCGUCCUCGGCAGCGGCCGCCCUGGUGGCCAAUUCGUCUACUAGCGGCAGCAGCAGCAGUGGCGACAAACAAUCGUACGAUUCGAGCACCAUCAAUUGUGUCGGCAAGAGUCUGCAGUCAUCCAAAUGUACCGGAGGGGCGUGCAACUACAGCGUUCAAGGUUCUAACUGGACCAUCUACGUAGGUUUGGCGCUAACAGCAGCAUUUUGUAUAGCGAUUGGAGCCGGACUAACGCGAAUCGCCCGUCGGAAGAAGACCAUCCCUGCUUAUAACCUUGCAAGAUCAGAAAUACCAUCGGAAUACUUCCCGCCCGAGAGCAAGAAGCUUACCCAUUUUCAGCCCGAUUUGACGCAGAAUACGGUGGCCAUAAAUUACGAGUAUCCCCUGACGCCGCACCACCAGAGCCAGCCGACGUCCCAGCAUCAUCUGCUCCAGCAUCAGCAGCAACAAUCACAGCAUCACGGAAUGUUCGCGGGAGGACAGCAAUCGUCACAUCCAGCGGGUGCAGGACAUCAUCAGAGCAAUUCGCUGAAAAAUUCGGCACCCUUUCCCCGGUCCAGCUCCGAGCAUCACUACGAUGUGCCGCAUUUGUGCAAUAACUACAUGUACCCGCUAGACAAAAUCAGCAUCAAUGAAUCAUACUCGUCGUCCAGCUAUUCGAAGCGAGUCUGCAGCGUAGAAUCCCUGGCCACCUCAACCAACACAUCCGGCGAAUCCAACUACGACCACGCGGUGGUAGCCAACUCAACACUCUCGGCGACGACAGUCGAUCAACCAGCAGCAGCCACGUUCCGCACCACCGAUUGCACCCAGAUGACACUGACCCUGGCCGGGGCUCUAAUGCGACUCAACACCUACUCGGUUGCCCUGCUGGUACCCGAAGGAGCCGUCUCGAAGCAUCAGAAGCAAAACAUAGUACUUUCGAUCGUGAAAGACGACAAGUUUUCAAUCCAGAGCCAGGGAUCCCGAAUCACUUGCCUUAGUCCGGUGGUGUGCUGUGCUCCACCGGAUACCAAGAUACACAAAUCGAUCGUGCUGAAGGUGCCUCACUGUGCGGAGAACUUAUCCAACUGGCAGUUCUCGCUGUAUCACUCGCCGGACAGUGCAACUCGGUGGAGCGAAGUGGUUACCCUUGGCAAGGAGAACAUAAACACGCCUGCCUUCGUGCAGAUCGAUAAGCGGUACGCGUACAUCCUAACGGAGGCUUUCGGCAAGUAUGUGCUGGUAGGAGAAUCGGCAAAUGAUAUCCAGGAGCGAGUAGCCUGUAAAAAACUGCGAAUGUUCAUCUGUGGACCUUCAACCGUACCGGAGUUCUCGGACGUCAGUAUACGAAUCUAUAUUGUGGAGGAUAAUCCGGGAGCUGAGGAACGGUGUAGAUACUGUGAACAGGAAAUUGGGGGUGUCGUACUUGGAAAAAGUACGGUGCUCUUUUUCUCGGACAAUAGUCAAGAUCUGUGUAUAGAUAUUAGAUGCGUGGGCGGAUGGAAGUCGAAGCCGUACGGCGAUCGGCAGGUAAUCCCGUUUUCGCACGUGUGGAACAACAGUAACUCGACGUUGCACUGUAGCUUCACGCUUAGUCGGACGGAGCACGACAAGUGUGAUUUCAAAAUCGAUGUUCAAGCGAUUCAGGAAAACAGCGGAUUCAACGUGGCUCCGUCCUGCUUGAGCAUUUCGUCCUUUACCCCCCUCUCGAAAGAUGGCAGCAACUGCCAGCACUCGUCAAGUUCCUUCGAAACGAUGACCAUCUGUAGUGUGGGUUCAAAUUCCGCAAACGGCGAAAACAACGUGAUCAACACCGACAAAUUCCGCCUAACGAAACUGGUGAAGAAGAAACUAUGCAAAUGUUUAGAUCCCCCCACACAGAAGGGCAACGAUUGGCGCAUGCUGGCGGCUCAUCUGAAUGUGGAUCGCUAUCUGGCCUAUUUCGCUACGAAACCCUCACCCACCGACCAGAUUCUGGACCUGUGGGAGUGCCGAAACCGGGAUUUGAAUGCCGUCUGCAAUCUGAUCGAGAUCUGCCGUAAUAUGGGCCGUCACGACGCUGUUAGCAUACUGCAAGAUAUUCAAUCGCCUUCCUGGCUGUAGGUUAUUAGCGUAAUAGGCAGCAGUAAAUUUAUACGUAACCGUCAGGCGCUUUCCAGCGAUCGACAAAAUUUUGUUUCGUUUCGUCCUUCAUUAGAUUGUUUUUUUUUUCAAAGUUGAAUCAUAAGCCUAAUUUGUUGAUUACUUUCUAAUCAAACCAUCAAUCUUUGAUGCGAAUUGAAUUGCUACGUGGGCGAUUGACACGUGAUUCUUUACUUUAUGACGCUUUUCUUUGCCGCUCACUGAAAGACCGGUAGCCGCACAUUAUCAAUGAAUAGGAUCUGAUCAGGAAAGGCAACCCGCCGCAAGAUGCACUCUGCACACACGUAUAUAGGUCAAGUCAAUCUUUAUAAAUAUUUAUAAAUCGUUAUCUCUGUCGGGCUCGGUUUGAAUUCCCUUCUCUCUCUCCACCAUCAGCUGGAUUGUGGUUCAUUCAAUAGUGAAACUCUGUAACACUCGAUCUUUCUGCACCGGGCGGUAGUUCGGUUUUUGCCUUCAGCCGAUAAUAUAAACGCCAACGAUUCCUGCUAUACAAUAUUAUUGCAGCACCAACGAGUGUAGCUCCACGGUUAGCACUUCACUACAACAGGCAUCUACUAUUAUUAUUUAAAUUAGUGUUUUUCUCUGCACUUCUAUAGCCGCGCUGUGCAAUAGAGUUUAUCAGUUUACAAUUGGUGUUCACAAUAAAUAUAAUCUACCUACUUGUAGUUUCGGUUUGCCUAAGUCCGAAUAUUGUUUCGAACCAGAUUAAACCUAACCGCGUGCGAGUUUGCGAUUUCAGUAAACUUUAUUAUUUCCAAAGUCGUGGAUACCGAAUUAAAUUACAUACUCUAUUUCAGCUGAACGGCAAAUACCAAGAACACCGGGGCAAAUCAGUAGCUAUAACGAAAGUAACUCCUGAUUUUUGCGCCACCUCUUCUGGGCUGCGCUUCGUACCAAUUACAAUAGCGGUAGCCACUGCUUGCUAUUAAAUCAAUGGAAAAUACAACCAAGGUUAAUUGAGUAUUGAUAGCUCAAAUUGAUUUUAUCCCGCCUGAUUUAUCUUGCUCUAGGCUCAAUCACACGCCUUGUUCUGAGAUUCAAACAAUGCCCGCAAAGGUAAUAGGUAACGAAAUGAUUGGAGUAGACGCAGUUAUGAUUGAGUUGUCUUGUGUAAGUUUGCCGAUAGCGGGUUACUGAUUUGCCGUGAAACAAUUAUUAUUGGGUAAGCUUAGGUUGGUAAAUUUUCAAAGCUAGAAAUAUAAUAUCAACUUCGUGAAACCAAUAAAGUUGUCUACUAAAACCUCUACACUAUAACACUAUUUCCGGUUCACAUCAUUAAUUUGAAUCUACUUGAACAUUAGUUUGAGGAUUGUAUACUAUUCCCCAGGAAGCCAUUUCCCAGAAUUCCAUCCCCCCAGGAUGUAUCAUUCCCUAAAAAGCCAUUAUCCAGAAUGCCCCAUUCCUCUGAAAGCCAUUCCCAGGAAUGCUUCAUUCUCGAGAAAAGCUAAUGGUUUCAUUCAUUUUAUUGUGGUGAAGCCAAAACUGUGUACAUUACCCCAUUCAAGGAACUGAUACGGUGUAAAGCUACUGAAGAUGUGUAGUCGAAAGCGGCGGCCCCUCGUAAGUAAACCUGUUAUUCACUCGUAUAACCGGUUUACUUGAACGUAGGGAUUGGUUUCUUCUUCUGGUUUCGAUCAUGAGCAGUACUUUGAAUUGAUAUGCCAAAUAACUCUUGCAUGCAAACUUGUGAUCUUUUCGUCUACCCGCUUUAUUCAAACCAGGCCCGUGAAAAUUUUCAAGGGAGGGGUUUGAUUUAUUUCAUUCCUUAUAUAAACGCUCUAACUUUGAUGAUUUUUUUCCGGGGCCGGGAGGGCUGAGUCUUGGCUCAACAAAUUGGGACAAUGUCUGUUAUCGGGAAGUGUCGGAUUCCUACAGUUGUGGUUUGUAGUAAGCCUACUGACUAAACCCAAACCUCUUGUUCUUCUCAAUCCUUAUCUUUCCGAAGCCACCGUUAGGUAAUACUUCAGGAGGAAUUGUGCUCUUGCUCUUGUUAUUUUGUGUCAAUCGUUCGAGUUUUUUCCCCAUUGAUGCUGUUCCAGAGAUGCCGAGCAUAGCGACUUACAUCCCUUCACAAGAAUUUUCGCUGGGUUUUCGUAUCCUUCUUGCGACACUUGUUCCUAUUUCUCUAAUAGCUGAGAGCUUCCUGGUGGCGGAAUUUCUCCUGAUACCAUUUAGUUCUCAGUCACUCUGGCGUAGAGAUCACUUACGGUGAAAUUUUUCUGGAUAAUGUUAUUCCGAUUUUUUUCCGCGUUCAUGUUGUUCGUUCGUCAUUUUUCCUCAUUAGCAACUGUUGCUACGUCUACUACUGUUGUUAAUAUCGAAACUUGUCGAGACGGGAACCGAUUCAGUGAUGCCGACCAACUUGACUAACAUCCUUUUUCAGCCACACUGGCAGGGUUUCUUCAAAGUCUUGUUUCUAGAAUGACCGAACUGAAUUGAUACUGUGAAUGUCCAAACGGCUUGCAGUAUAUGGGGCUCUAAAUAAAUUCGAAGUUAUUUGGGUACUAGUUUAGAUACAUCGUCUAACGAGACACCCAGAUGGUGCUAGUUACUGACGAGAUGAAACCGAAACACAAAAAAGCAAAACUUAAUUUAAGAUGCCCUUAAAGCGCAAAACGGUUUAGUCCAAUUUUCCCUUUUGGUAAUUUAUUGCAAAAUUCGAAAGUAUUUUCAUACCCUAUAUCACAGAGAACAGACAUAUAAGCUAGAACAAACUUUCCCGAAAAAUCUGUGUAAACAUUUAAAUGAAAAUACGUUGAAAAUCACCAUCGCAUACAGGUUCGCAUGCGUGUGUCACCAUUGUAACCAAGUUUGCACACAAGUCCCGUAUAGCGAUUGCUGGCCUAUCGAAGCGCCAGCCAGUGGCAAGUUGCUACUUGCUGUUGUCAUUUCAAAGCGAUAGUUGUAUUUCUUACACAAGUUGAAAACUUUACUUGUAUGUCAGUUAUCAGUGCCUAUAUCAAAUGGUACCACAGACUAACAGACAUAAUACGCGACAAAAAUUCUUCGCCAACGUUAGCGGUUAUUUUGAAUAUAUUUUUUGUUGGAAAUGUGUUCGCAUUUGCGAUUAUGGCGCAACUGAUAUAUGCGCAAGUGUACGGGGGAAAACCCACUGCUAAAAAAAUGUUUCUGUGCCUGAUGGUUAACUAAAUUGAAAAUGAGUGGUCGAACCAUGGAUAAAUGGUGGAGCUAGUGUUUUGGCCAUAUUGACGGAUAAUGAAUUCAUCAUAGUGUUAUGCCUGUUAAUUUGUGCUUAUACUACACGACUGUUAUGUCAAUUGGCCAUCUACCAUAUAAUGUCCGAUGUCAGACGAUGAUGUGCCAAAGACUUUAUACCGAUCAGAAUUUUGCUCAAAAGUUGAGACAAUUCUUCAAGUCUUAUGCUGCUCUGUUUGUACUGAUUGUUUGUAAUAUGAAUAUAUUACAAUAAAUACCCUUAUUUUAAACAUUAGUUAUCCUUUUGAGUUAAAUUUUUGAUACAUUUUUGAAGUUAAGCAAUGUUUAUUUACCGAUUUUUGAGAUAGCUACUCGGAUCAAACCUUCUUAUUUGAUGCGUUUCAUUUGUCGUAUUCAUAUGACGGGAAAUAGAUUCAAAACAUUCCUCCUUUCAAGCCACAGAUACAGAGAGCCUACCAAACUGGAUAUUUCAUAAAGAACUCCAAUGACACUCCCAGCCUGUUUGUGACAUCGGAGCGGUUUGAAUUUCUCCAAUCCAAACACCUUUUGGCUAUUAACAAAUACUUCUUUUUAAAUUGGUAACAGUUCAUAAAAAUAGACUUUAAGCAAAAAGUACCAUGAAGCUCUGUAUGAAUUUUCUGGCAACAUUUGCUUUGUAACCGGGACCAUCAACCAGGAACGUCUUCAUUGAUAUGGCCGUCAUAUAAAUACGAUCAAAUGAGAAACUUUGAUCCUAAAACUUGAACCUAAAACUGAGUCAGGUUCUAACCCCAACCGCUGUCAGUUCAUACAUUUUGACAGCAGUUGGGGUUAGGAACUGACUCAGUUUCGCCUCAAACAAAAACCACAUAAAUAAACAUUGCGUAACUUCAAGUGUAUCAACACGCUUAUCCUCAGCUACUCAUUGCAACUAAAAUGCUUUUACUCAAAAAUGAGUAAAAUUUGUUUGAAAGUUUAAUGUAAUGUCUGGUCGAAGUAGGUCAUCUCUCUCCGACAUCGGUACUACAUAAUUCCUAAUAACCUCACCUACUUUUACUUAUUUUGACA
Molecule: messenger RNA, 10768 nt
Organism: Topomyia yanbarensis
Lineage: Eukaryota; Metazoa; Arthropoda; Insecta; Diptera; Culicidae
Product: netrin receptor unc-5-like
Exons: 13
Coding region: 3005-6505 (1166 amino acids)
Biological process (GO): netrin-activated signaling pathway; motor neuron axon guidance
Cellular component (GO): membrane
Molecular function (GO): netrin receptor activity; protein binding
Source: RefSeq, a predicted model, not a curated record